AUGUCUCGGAGCGUCACCUACAAUGGCGUUGAAAGCGCCACAGGAGGGACUAUUUUCAAGGACAUGGUCUUCUGGGUUGCUCAGCGAGUGCCGAUGAGGAACACCAUUCUCAGCCACAUUACAAACAACGACGGUAAAGUCGUGCCACUCGAAAAAGAUGCACAUAUUCUCAUCGCGGAUCAUGCCAGGAAGGAUGCCCCCCCAGACUCGUAUUCAUGGAAGUACAUCACCGAAUCUGUCGAGCAUGGGUAUGCACAGCUGACGGAUCGGUAUCGUAUAUUUGGCCACCCAGAGACUGCCAGCGUUCAUGUUGGUCCCAGCGCGCCGGUGAAGCAUACGCGAACUCCAUUCUCCGCUGCUGACGAUGCUGCCCUGGCAAACUGGGUGUUGACUCACGGUCAAGGUCGCAACGGCAAUAAGAUCUUUCAAGCUUUUGCCGAGACGCAUCCUUGGCAUACGUGGCAGUCUUGGAGGAGCAGAUUUGUCAAGUCUUUAGCAAAUCUCCCCAUCGCGGACCUUGAGAGGCUGGCCAUGUCUGCCGCAGACUUGGCUGUCCAAGCCACAAAACCUGCCACUCGGCCAGCUUCUGACCAAGCUGGUCCAAAACGACAGGCCGAACAGCUACCCAAACCAGCACGAACCCCCGGAAAGGCACCAGCCAAGCAAGUAGUCCGCACCUCUCGGCUGCAGGCGCAUCAACCGACUUCUACCAGUCCCGACAAUGUCCAAAUCACCUCUGCAUCUGCAAUGAGAAAGGAACGGCAAGCUGAGAAGGCACCCAUUUCGUCAACAAAAUCUGGAGAGAGCGAUGUCGAUACCCAAGAAACAAUGAAGGGUGAAUUCUACGCCGAUUUGCUCAUCUUCGCCGAGGAAACUGGAGUCGAGUUCGACCCAGAUCCACGUGUUGGCGAUAAAGUCGUCGAUUUAUGGGAUUUGAGUCGGGCGGUCGCUGUACAAAAGGUGCCACUAGGAGAAGUGGAUUGGAUAAAGGUUGCCGAAGACUUGAAAUACAACUGGGUGGAAAACACUGGCGUAGCAGCGGAACUGCAACAGUGCUAUACGGAUAACCUGGCGGACUUUUUUGAAGCCAUGGCUGGCUUUGCUUCCAACCUCGAUGAAGACGUCGAAGAUGAGCAACGCUCCGGGCCCCUACCUCCCGAAAGUGAUCCCCUGUCACCCAACCCCCCUCAACGCCGCAACCAAAAGAGGUCUUUGGAUGAUCACAUUCCGCCUGGGCUAGAAGGCUCAUCAAAGCGGAGACGACUGAGUCGCGACGCAGAAAUACCAUCAACACCGGAUGACAUAACAGGUGUUCCGACGACGCAGUCACCCAGUGUUAUGAAAGCCAAGCAGUCACGACAGGCAUACUCUAGCUCUAAGAAGACUUCUGCCCCAUUGAAACUGCCUCGUGCUAUUGAGGAUGAAGAACUUGACGAUGAUGAUGAGGCUGAGGCCCAAGUCAGACGGAUUCCACAGCUGGACGCCCAACAAAGCACGCUCGACGUGACACCUUCACAGCAGCUGCGUUCUGAGGCUUUGGACGUAACCCCCAUUCCAUUAAACUUGGGAGAAGGCCGUGGAGAGCCAAACGAACAGUGGGCUGGCGGCGCGGGUUCAUCUCAGGAACUGGAGGUUUCAACUUCCAAGAGCAAGGCAACAAGCCAAGUGAGCAAACGAACAUUGCCUGCAAGUUUCAUGUCACCUCUAAAGCGAUCAUCUCCCCAGCAAGCUGAAGCAAGAGCCCGGCAACCGUCAGCGUCCGUUCGAGAAGACCCGGAAGAAGAAGAACGGAACAGCCAAGACAUACGCUACUGGAUGGAACACUAUGAGUCUCUUGGCUACUCGCGUCCCAUUGUCAUCGAAUCACUCAGGCGCACCACAAUGACGCCGGGCUGGCCCACGAGCUUACUCCUGGAAAUGCUGAAGAAUAAACAAGACGUGCCUUCGAAUUACGAGGGAAUCUGGACCGACCGUGAUGACCAGAGCUUGCGAUACGCGGACGCUGUCAAGGCUCGCCGCAAGUCUUCUGCGAGCACGAGGGCGUUGAACAAGGCGGAGAAGGAGCUUGAUCGGAUUGUACACAAACACACCCAGGAAGCGGUCGAUCUCAGGCGGCGAUUCCUGCGGGCGCAAGCCAGCAUGCGCUGGGAUUGA
Messenger RNA from Metarhizium album ARSEF 1941, 2154 nucleotides. RefSeq names its product Homeodomain-related protein. Lineage: Eukaryota; Fungi; Ascomycota; Sordariomycetes; Hypocreales; Clavicipitaceae. The transcript has 3 exons. Gene Ontology annotation, molecular function: telomeric repeat DNA binding. Gene Ontology annotation, cellular component: shelterin complex. The record is from RefSeq and is a predicted model, not a curated record. The coding region runs from base 1 to 2154 and encodes 717 amino acids. Gene Ontology annotation, biological process: telomere maintenance via telomere lengthening; regulation of DNA-templated transcription.